AUGAAGCCCGCGAAGCGCGUAGCAGUCAUUGGCCUAGGACCAGCCGGUGCCAUCGCCAUCGAUGCGCUCGCCCAAGAGAAGGCGUUUGAUACCAUCAGGGUGUUUGAGCGUCGUGAGGCCCCGGGAGGUUGCUGGCUGGGUGAGACCAAACCGCCUCCCCUCCUCCAACCCCACGAGCUCGCCCGCCUCGCCUCCCGAACAGCGGAUCCUCCUCAUCCCAGCGUCCCUCCCGUCCUCCCCGCCCAGGUCCCCAGGUCCCCCUCCUCCACUUCGUCCGUCCCACGAUACGCCGAGUCCACAGUCUACCCCUACCUGGAAACAAACGUCGACUACGUCCCCAUGCAAUACACCCAGGAGCCUUUCCCCACGGCCCCAUCAGCCCUCUCUCGCGCCCUCCACGGCGAAGACACGCCUUUCCGCCACUGGUCCCUUGUCCAAGACUACGUCCGCUCCCUUGUCGAACGGCGCGGGUACCAGGACCUGGUGAGCUACAACACCACCGUCGAACGCUCCGAAAAGGUCUCCUCCACAACCACGGGCGACGAGGAGUGGAAGCUCACGCUCCGCAAGGAAGACCCCGCCGCCGCCACGGACGUCUGGUGGGAAGAGCGCUUCGACGCCCUCGUCGUCGCGUCGGGCCACUACUCCGUCCCGUACAUCCCCGCCGUCCCGGGCCUCGCCGAGUUCGCGGCCGUGAGGCCCGGCAGCGUGAUCCACAGCAAACACUUCCGCGGCCGCGACGCCUACGCCGGCAAGAAGGUCGUCGUCGUCGGGGCUUCCGUCUCGGCGGCGGACAUCGCCUACGACCUGACCGCAGUGGCCUCGCCGCCCGUCACCGCCGUCGUCGUCGGGCACGCCCUGAACGGCUAUUUCGGCGGCGAGGCCUUUGAGCACCCGCUCAUCGCCAAGGUGCCCUCCAUCGCGCGCGUCGAGCCGGACACGCGAACGGUGCACUUCGUAGACGGCACGUCAGUGUCCGGCGUGGACGACAUCAUCUUCGGGACGGGAUACACCUGGACCCUCCCCUUCUUCCAGUCCUCGCCAACCUCGACUCCCACAUCCGCACCGAAACGGCCCUUGCCAGCCCCGCGGAACAACCGCAUCCCGAACCUCUACCUCCACACAAUCUACACCCCGGACCCCACGAUCCUCUUCGUCGGCGCCGUCAACGCGGGCCUGACCUUCAAAAUCUUCGAAUACCAAGCCGUCCUCGCCGCCCGCCUCCUCGCAGGCCGCAUCCCGCCCGGCCGGCUCCCCUCGGCGGAAGCCCAGCUCGCCUGGGAAGCCGACCGCGUCGCGAAGCGCGGCGACGGCGCAAAGUUCGCGCUCGUGUUCCCCGAUUUCGAAGACUACUUUGAGACGUUGCGGGACUUGGCUGGCCCGCCGACCGAGGACGGGAAGGGCAGGGAUCUGCCGCCGUUCAACGCGUUCUGGUUCGAGAGGUUCAUGAAGGGCCACGAGAGACGCAAGGCGAUGUGGAGGCGGCUGAACGCUGAGGCCAGGGAGGCUUUGGGGGCGCAAAAGGAGGACGGCGUGAGGGGUCGUGUGCGUGCCAAGCUAUAG
Colletotrichum spaethianum is the source of this 1563-nucleotide messenger RNA. RefSeq names its product thiol-specific monooxygenase. Gene Ontology annotation, molecular function: flavin adenine dinucleotide binding; N,N-dimethylaniline monooxygenase activity; NADP binding. The transcript is spliced from 2 exons. Lineage: Eukaryota; Fungi; Ascomycota; Sordariomycetes; Glomerellales; Glomerellaceae. The record is from RefSeq and is a predicted model, not a curated record. The coding region runs from base 1 to 1563 and encodes 520 amino acids.